UCGAGCACGGCGCGCGGACCGGCAGCGACUCAGUGCUCCGCUCUUACCGACAUGGAGUAACCGCGAGCCGGGGAGAGAGAGGGACUCACACCGGGCCCACAGACGGGGAGACGCCGCCGCAGCUUCACGGCUCUCCCGGUGCGUACGAAAGCGACUUGUUAACGGAUACCGAGCGCGAUGUAGCGGGAUUAAUGGGGCCUGGAUUCCUUCACUGUGUGUGAGAAAGCAGCAGAAAGCGAAGGCGAGUCGGCCAGUCGGCGCAGAGAUCCGGCGGUGCGUCCAUCAUGCUGUGGCCGCUGGUGGCGCACUUCCUGUCGGCUAUCGCGCUGUGGCGCCCCGCUGUAGCUCAGUACUCCAGCGACGAGUGCAGCUGGAGAGGAAGUGGUUUGACCCAUGAAGGGCACGCGCGUGAUGUGGAACAGGUGUACCUCCGCUGCUCUCAGGGUUCCCUUGAGUGGCUGUACCCGACGGGCGCCAUCAUCGUCAACCUGCGGCCCAACAUGGCAUCUUCAGCCGCCGCCCACCUCUCCGUGUGCAUCAAACCGUCCCGUGAAUCAAGCGGCACGCACAUCUACCUGGAGCGCAUGGGUAAACUCCGCCUACUGCUCCGCGAAGCCCAGCAAGCCGAGGGCAAAGUGCACUGCUUUGGCAUCCAUGAGGGGGCACUGUUCAUCGAGGCAGUGCCUCAGAGAGACAUCAGUCGAAGGAUCACGAGCUUCCAGUACGAGCUGGUCAACCACAGGCCCGGCGCCGACCCGAAAUCACUGAUAGCCCCGUGUCAGCCCUGCACUGAUGCUGAGCUUCUCCUCUCCGUCUGCACGAGUGACUUCGUGGGGCGUGGCAGCAUCCUCGGCGUAGAGGAGGAGGAGGAUCAGACGUCAGUGGACGUCGCUCUGUCCCAUGUGUACAGGCAGAAGAGUGAGGUGUUCGUGCAGAGCGGCGCACGGGUGAAGAUCUGGAUGGGGAAACUCCUGAUGCCGCAUGAGUGCGGUGUGAAACCUGGCGAGGGCGAGUUCCUCUUCACCGGCACGCUGCGCUUCGGCCAGGCCUGGCUCGGCUGUGCACCGAGAUACACUGACUUCCUCAGGACGUACCAGGAAGCGGAGACGCAGGGGACCAACCCCUGUCACAUGGACACGAACUGAGGGCCACAUCACGUCUCCGCAUGCAGCCUUGCUGUUGUGUAUCAGACGCACAUUAAAAAUCUGGACUCUUUCCAGAGAGCAGCUUUAUAUAAAGCGUAUAAACAAACCUGACGACGUUCUGAUAAAAAUUCGACAGUAAACGAUGUAGCACACGUCUGUGUUUUAAACGUGUAAAAAUAAUGUGAAAACAUUGUGUGAUGGAAGUCUGUUGCUUUUGUAAAAAGCUCCUUUGUACAGGUUUUUUUUAAAUAUAAAUAUUUUCUUGCAGUUGUGUCUUCUGACAAAAAAAAUGUAUUGAAGAAAAACCCAGCUUUUUAUUUUAUUUUCAUUAUUAUUAUUUUUUUGUAAAGAAGUGCGAUUCUUUGCUUGCACUGUGCCUCCAGAGGGGCUGAAUUACAAAUGUCAAAAAAUUAAAAAGGAAAAAAAAAAGUU
Messenger RNA from Neoarius graeffei (lesser salmon catfish), 1577 nucleotides. RefSeq names its product meteorin like, glial cell differentiation regulator a (gene metrnla). Gene Ontology annotation, biological process: energy homeostasis; positive regulation of brown fat cell differentiation. The transcript has 4 exons. The coding region runs from base 285 to 1145 and encodes 286 amino acids. NCBI's taxonomy places the organism in Eukaryota, Metazoa, Chordata, Actinopteri, Siluriformes, Ariidae. Gene Ontology annotation, molecular function: hormone activity. The record is from RefSeq and is a predicted model, not a curated record.